Mycetomoellerius zeteki is the source of this 1934-nucleotide messenger RNA. RefSeq lists its product as uncharacterized. The record is from RefSeq and is a predicted model, not a curated record. The transcript has 3 exons. Bases 519 to 1301 code for a protein of 260 amino acids. Lineage: Eukaryota; Metazoa; Arthropoda; Insecta; Hymenoptera; Formicidae.
UCUGCGCCAUGCCUCGCAGAGGCGUGUCCUCCAGCUCGUGCACGUUCGUAUUUAGUACAACAUAGAAGAAACAGCCUUUAGCAGCCUUUAGCCCUUUACUCGUCCACGGUCUUUCGCGGCGGAAAGGCGGGUGCGCGUGAAAAUUCAUUUUGAGGAAGGGAGAAACGUAAAGAAAGGAAAGGAAGAAACGAGAGGGUAGCGGUAGCUGACUAGCUGCUGCGACGGAUUCGUCGUCGUCGCCGCCGUCGCCGCCGUCGUCGAUCUGGCGACUUUAAGGGAAGAGCGCAGUUUCCAGUAGAUAGAGGAUGUAACGAUUUCCGCGAGGUCUUCUCGUGAGGAAAGGAAGAGGAAAGAAGAGGCGAGCAGCUCGCAGCGAUCGGUGGCGAUUUUCUAAAUCGAGGGGGAGGGGCGCUUCGUCAUCGGGAGGGAAGUUCAUGGCGUGAGGUGUUAUCGGUGCGCAAACGGACUCGCCCGUUUUCUUCGCGGAGAAGAGCUGAAGCUCAUCGACAGUCUACAGGAUGCACGCGGUUGGAUUGCACUCGGCGCUGGCCAUCAAGCGUCAGCGAAUGCGCCGGGACGAGCAGCGUCGCGCGCGCGAGCGUCGUUAUAGCGCGCAAUCGGGCGAAAGUGGCCUGACAUCGCCUAGGGCCUCGACAGGAUCGCUGGACCACCACGGCAGGCAUCACAAGGGCACGCAUGGCGGGACGCGUGCGGCCGGCCAGGGCGACCUCGCUCACUGGGGCACCAAGGCAUCUGGCGGUUGGUGGAAUGAGCUGGUCGCGGUCGGCCUGUUCGCAAUCCUAGUCGGAAUUUUCUUGAUCAUUUUGAAUCGCGUGAUCGCGAAGAAGGAGGAGGACGAUCUCGAGGAAUACGUACAACGGCAGCUCACCAGAUCCCGAUCAGGACAUCGAUUGGAGCGGGAUGUGGAAACCGGUGGACUGACCACUCGUCACGCCAGACGGGCGAAACAGAUGAGACAGGUAUCAUCGGAUACAUGUCUCGAGAUCAAGGACAAUGGCAAAGUCGACGGCGGCGGUUCGCCGCCACGGAGCCCGCCACCGGCGUACACGCCGCAGGUCGCGAUCAACGGCGACAAUCAGUCGGCGGUCCAGUCGGCACUGUACCUGGAGCAGAUUACUGAGGAGGAGAUCAUCAGCGACCGUGUCGAGACCUCGACCACCAAUAGCCUCAGCCCAAGCUCGCCCAGCGAGACCCGAGAGCUGCUACAGAACGCGCGAUACUCGAAGCAGAAUGGAAACCCGCAGCAGGUUCAUCGACCGCUUUACAUCUCCAAGAUCUAAAGGGUAGGAUCGAAAGAGGAAGAAAGGUGCGACACACAACAAGCGUAUAACGCGUACGCGCGGAAAAGUUUACUUUUUAUCCAUUCUUAUCGGCGUCUUCCGACUGCAAUAUUCUUGGGAGUGAAAUUCCGCAGUCAGCGUACAUCCUCCCGCAUCGAUGCGGGCAAAUCGUAUAAUAACAUUGCGAGGAAACACAACUCUGGCAAAAAAGACAGUGAGCGAAACGAAACGCGACGCUGCAAGAUGAUCAAAACAGGCAGACCCGAGAAGACGGAAUCUCCGCGUGGAUUAAGUAGCGACUUUUACGCGAUACGUCCUCAUACUUAUUUCGAAUCGAGACGUACGACUUUUACACGACGUAACGCGACAGUCCUCAUAUUUAUUUCGAAUCGAGACGUACGUCGUGAUAUCUGAGCAUUUCUUCCGAGAGGAAAACUUCCAAAGAGAGCUUGAAAAGCGAAACUUUCGAUAAUCAUACACACAUAAUCACAAACACAAACGUACAUACGUACAACACACUCGACGGACGGACGAAGGUAGGAAAUCGAAGAAUCGAAUUCAAGGACCAAGAACACUACCCGUGGAGAUUAUAUCAUAGAAAGAAGCACAACUUUGCGAAACGACUUUACUAUU